CCCGGAUCCGCUCUCGUCUGCGAGCAGGCGCCGCUCUCCUGCACUAAGCUCCUUUGUCCCGCCGUCAACGUUUUGCUUGUCCGUGUCUUCUCGAGCAUUAUUUCAAGGCAGAAGCCGAGUCAGAAUGGGAACAGGACGGAACCAAAUCCGCCCCAGCUGUGAGCGCAGGGGGUUAGCAGCCUGGAGGGACACCGCCUGGCAAAGGUAGUUCCGGCGUCCGGGGACUCUCUGCCCGAGGCUGCGGGCGGGGCCCCUGUGCGCAGGCGCACAGCACCACUGUCGCCGCAGAGGCUCCCUCUGGGAAGUGGAGUCUGGCAGCAGAAUUGUCACAGCUCUGAGGCUUGUGGGAGUUUGGCUCAGCGGCUCCCAGGGCAACGCGCAAGCGCAGUUCUUAUCCUGGCUGCAGUCCCCUGCUCAUUGUGUUCCGACAGCGAAGUGGCGGUGGCGCUCUCCCGCCGCCGGCAGAGGCUCCUGGAAGGGCAACCCAGGGCUGACCAGGCGCGGCGGCCAAGUCCGAGGGAGAGCGAGCGCAGUCAUGGGGUAGUCGGGCCUGGGGAGAAGGUGGAGGGAAAAGCCUAGGAGGUCCAGGUCAACCAUAUUGGGCCCCAGCGAAUGAGAAGCCUGAGGCCAGAGAAGAGGCUUGUACUGAAAGAGUUGGACUGUGAAGAUCCAGCCUUGUUUUUGAGGAGAAAGAAGACGACCCUCCAACGCCUCUUCUUCCACUCCCCUCCCAGGAUUAGGCAGCUGUUCCAGGAAGAGACACAAUUCUCUUGAAACCUCAGUGAGGCCGGAGGGUGGGUAGAAAGCGUGAGAACUGGGACUGGAGCAAACUUUGUGCAAGAAGUCACGUACAGAAGGGAUAGAUACAGAAGGGAAGACAUGGAGGAUCUGACUAACAGGGAAAGUAGUAGGAUGGUGAGUCGUUCACUUUCCAGUGGAGGCAAGUGGAAAUACCUUCAGCAGGAGAGAGAAUUGGGAGCAAACAGGGACCAAAGAAUUGGUUGCUUGGGGAUACUGGAGACUUCCAGUAUGUGAAUGCUCACAGCCUUGCUCAGGACUGCCGUGUGAGAUCUUUUGACCCAGUCCUCUCCGCAUAACUGGUGUGUAGAUGUUUCUAGCCUGAGGAGUCCUGUAAUUGCAAAGCUCCACACCUGCCUCCUCAGCACCUAGCCUGUCCCUAAGAGGGCUCAUCAAGAAAGAAUGGCUGUCAGCCACCUGCCAACCAUGGUCCAGGGAUUGGUGACCUUCAAGGAUGUGGCUGUGCUCUUCACCCAGGAAGAGUGGGGGCACCUGAGGCCAGCCCAGAAGGCGCUGUAUAGGGAUGUGAUGCUGGAGAACUACAGCCACCUGGUCUCACUGGGACUCUUAGGACCCAAACCAGAUAUGUUUUCCCAGCUGGGAAAAGGGGAUAAAUGGAUGCCAGAGGAUGCCUCGGGAGGCUUCUGUCCUGACUGGAUGACUGUGCCUAUGAGUAAGAAAUCUACUCUCAAGGAAGAUAUCCCUGAAGAAGAAUUGGAUCACUGGAUAAUAAAGGAAAGAUUCAGUAGAGAUAGUGACUGGACUUGUGCUGGCUUGUUGGACUGGCAGUGUGGAGACCAGGAGACCAGUUUGCAACAAGUGGUACUUACUCACCAGAACACCCCAGCUGGGGUUAGUGAACAGGAAUGUGAUGGAUCUGGGAAGGGCUGCAUCAUGAGCUCCUCUCUUGUUCAAAGUCAGGGAUUUCAAACUAGCAAAAAAGCCUUUGAGUGCAGUGAGUGUGGAAAAGUCUUCUCUAAGAGUUCAACUCUUAAUAAACAUCAGAAAAUUCAUACUGAACAAAACACAAAUCAGAAAACUCAUAUUAAAGAGAAACGAUAUGAAUGUCGAGAAUGUGGAAAAGCCUUUCACCAGAGUACACAUCUCAUCCAUCACCAAAGAAUUCACACUGGUGAGAAACCCUAUGAAUGCAAGGAAUGUGGCAAGGCCUUCUCAGUGAGCUCCUCACUUACUUAUCAUCAGAAAAUUCAUACUGGAGAGAAGCCUUUUGAGUGCAACUUAUGUGGAAAAGCUUUUAUCCGAAACAUACACCUUGCCCAUCAUCAUAGAAUACAUACUGGAGAAAAACCUUUUAAAUGUAACAUUUGUGAAAAAGCCUUUGUGUGCAGGGCACAUCUUACCAAACAUCAGAAUAUUCAUAGUGGAGAGAAACCCUAUAAAUGUAAUGAAUGUGGGAAAGCCUUUAAUCAGAGUACAAGUUUUCUUCAGCAUCAGAGAAUUCACACUGGAGAGAAACCCUUUGAAUGUAAUGAAUGUGGAAAGGCCUUCAGGGUGAACUCUUCUCUUACUGAACAUCAGAGAAUUCAUACUGGAGAGAAACCUUAUAAAUGUAAUGAAUGUGGGAAAGCUUUCAGGGAUAAUUCAUCCUUUGCACGACAUCGGAAAAUUCACACUGGAGAGAAACCUUACAGAUGUGGUUUGUGUGAGAAAGCUUUCAGGGACCAAUCAGCCCUAGCCCAACAUCAGAGAAUUCAUACUGGGGAAAAACCUUAUACGUGUAAUAUAUGUGAAAAAGCCUUCAGUGACCAUUCAGCCCUUACCCAACACAAGAGAAUUCAUACUAGAGAAAAACCUUACAAAUGUAAAAUUUGUGGAAAGGCUUUUAUCCGAAGCACACACCUCACUCAACAUCAGAGGAUUCACACAGGAGAGAAACCCUAUAAAUGUAAUAAAUGUGGGAAAGCUUUUAACCAGACUGCAAACCUCAUUCAGCAUCAGAGGCAUCAUAUUGGAGAAAAGUGAUACAGAUGCAGUUUUUGUGGAAGAGCUUUGAGACUGGAUAAAUUAAUUAUUGAACAUAAGAGGACCCAUUGUAGAGAAUAACUAUGAAAGCUUACAUCAAGAUAGUCAUUUUAUUUACUGAGAGUCAAGUUUCACAGUCUUGUGGGUUUUGAGAAUUUAAGAAUGUCAAAUACUUCUCAUUCUUUAGUACUGCCUCAAAUGAAUGGCAGUGCUGUUUGAUUAGUCUGAAUUACCAGUAAGUAUCAGAACCAAAAUGGAGCUUCAUUAACAAUGUAAAAAUUGGCAUAUCAAAUUACAUUUUGACUAUUAAGAGAAACUAUAAAAUUGUAAAAAUUAAAAUUGAAAGGCAAGGAACAAAAAAGUCAAAUGGCCUACAAGCAUUUCAUGCUACUGGAUUCUCUUAUGUAAGAGAGUUGCCAUCUGUAAUGGAACCCUUAGUUCUCUCGUCACCCACACUCCUAACACCCAGUGUAAAGAAAGUGCAGCACCAUGCAACAGCCCAGGAGUUAUCUAAAUUAUGCUUCUCACCUUUUGCUUCAACCCAUCUUUUGUCCGGUCUCUGAUUUGUCCACUAGCAUACUACCUGUCUUGUCCUUCUGGGAUGGUUUGGUUGACUGAUGUGAUGCUCUUCUGACUUAGCAACUCCUAAUUGUUAGCACUGGGUAACUUGUUGUGUCCCAUUAUCCUUGGGGGGUGUGGUGAUCUGAUCUCAGACUCAUCCACGAUUCUGGAUAGUGCAUCCAAAUCUAUCUUUCAGAACUUGGGAUCGCUUUCUGGGAGGCAAAAUUUGAUCAAAAUUCUUAGGUUACCUAACUCCUCUGGGCUCUGAUUGGCUCUGACCCUGGGAUGACCCCUAAAGUAGAGGCUUGGCUAAUGUAGCCAUUACCCUCAAUAGUUCUGCACCGUAGUUACUCUACACACACCAGUCCGGGCUUGCUCAGCUGUGUGAUGCUCCCACCUGCCUCGUGGCAUUCCAGGCCACCUCCCCUUCUUUGACUUGCUAUUUCCCUAUGUGAGGUUGACAUGAGAUGAGAGCCCCAAGGCCACCUCUCAAAAUGCUCUGACUGACUCUCUUUCCCUUGUCUGGACAGUGCUCUGUGUCCACUACAUUAGAGUAUAUUUAGUAUAUUUGCUACUCCCAGAUCAUUGAGCUGCAGGAUCCUGGCCCUUGCCUUGCUUUUGUCUAGAUUUCUUAAGGUGUUGAUUCUGUGUUCAUAGGAAGGAAAGCAGAAUUUCUGCUUUGCAUUUGAAAGUGGUCAUUUCCUCUCCUCUAUCUGGGCAUUCCGCUACUUGAAGACUCAUUAUGACACUGGUAAGCAACAUGUUGAGUAAUCCAAUGGGUCAAAAAGUGGUCAGUAGUACCAUUGACAUUAUCUGGCACAGACCAUGUCCAUGCUCGAAAGUUUGGGCAAUACACUAGUCCUGCAGGUACAGUUUAGUCAUAUCUUCAGUCCUUCAGUGCUUUUGGUUGAAAUCACAGAGACAAAAUAACAUCUGUGCACCUUCACAGCCUGUGGAGGCACUCUCCCCUUUCCCACAAGGGAUAGAAUCUGCGCUACUGCAAGCUGGAACAUGCCACAGGAUGAAGGUGGGAGAAUAAAUUGUCAUUCUUGAAAACAAAGUAGUAGGUCCCUGGCCUGUGGGAGUGCUGUACAUCAAAUUGGGCAACCUGCUGGCCUUUCAAGGUGCUGUACCUGAGCUCCAAGUAAUAGAAGAGGAUAUUCUAUAUCAUGGUAGAACUCAGUGGACACCCAGUUGUAAUGUAGACUUGGAAGUUACUUGGGAUUAUCUGUGCCCUGUGUUCACACGCAGCCUCACAUGACUGGCAACCCCAGAUUCCACAAUAAACCUGAAAAGCCACGCUCA
Molecule: messenger RNA, 4647 nt
Organism: Microcebus murinus (gray mouse lemur)
Lineage: Eukaryota; Metazoa; Chordata; Mammalia; Primates; Cheirogaleidae
Source: RefSeq, a predicted model, not a curated record